Molecule: messenger RNA, 2241 nt
Organism: Penicillium cataractarum
Lineage: Eukaryota; Fungi; Ascomycota; Eurotiomycetes; Eurotiales; Aspergillaceae
Exons: 1
Coding region: 1-2241 (746 amino acids)
Source: RefSeq, a predicted model, not a curated record
AUGACUGAAGAACCGCAGCUGGGUUCUAUCCAGCAACGGAUCGCUGCUCUUAAGCAGUCCCAAGCGGCGCAGAAUAGCGCUGAGCCGCCUCCAUUCCUCCGCCCGCCCACCCAGCGAAGCAAAUCGGCCAACAUCCCUCCAUCUUACGCCGUGACUGGCUCGGUCAUAGACAACGCUUCGAUUGGAAAUGAACCUACCAAUUUACAGACACAACGAACGGCCCCACGACCUCCCCCAAGUCCCUCGCCGAAGCCAGAAUUGAAACCCAAAAAGGCCCCGCCGCCAUUGCCUACGCGCCGAUCAGAUCGCCCGCCUCCCCCUCCUCCACCUAUUCGCUCCGAGUCCCCAGCUCGGCCAGAAGCGCCACCGCGGCCGCAACUUCCAGCGCGACAGGAAUCUCGUCCCUCUCUGCCUCCGCGUCGACCUACACAACUGUCACACAGGCCAUCGCAGGAAUCUGUCUUGUCUGACGCGUCUCACUCGACAACGGCUACUAGCACUGGCCGCGGCGCUUCGACGACGUCUGUCAACUCCACCGGCAACGGUCGUAUCAAAGCGCCGGCAUGGGGUGAGACAGAGCUGCCCGUGCUGCCUCCUAGGCGGCCAAGGGAAGACCCAAUCGAUUUGACGCCGGCUCCACGCUCUGAGCCCAAGUUCAGCGCAGGUGGAUUGACGGGGAAGCUAUCUGCCCUGCGAGGGAAGAUUCCUGGAUCUUCAUCCUCAUCCUCCUCUACACCAUCUCGUCCAAGUGUACCUUCCCGUCCAUCGGCUAGGGACCCAUCUCCUUCCGGUCCUCGACUCCCCCCGCGCCGGCCGUCUGGGGUAGAGACACAAACAGAUGGCACGAAUGGUGAAGCAGAGGAAGAAGAAGCGAGGCCCAGUCUACCAGCCCGGCGGUUGCCACCACCCUCGGCCGUGAACAACCUUCCGGAUGCUCGAAAACUAGGGUUUGGUGGACUGAAUAAGAGCCCGAGUAUCCCUGCGCGGCCGAGUAGCACACCAACGGAGAAUGGUGUUGCCAGCAGGGCCCCUCCGCCAGUGCCAACUGGAUCUCGACCAGAUCUCGCCAAACUGAUUGCAACCAAGCCACGCUUCAACGGUUCUCUUCCCGGGGCUACUGCACCCGCAGGCGGCCCUAGCACGGAAUGUCUGGUAUGCCGAGAUUUCUCUGGUCCAGAUGCUCGUGCGGCACAGUAUCCACGAGAAACACUCCCCACGCACGAUUUGGGCUGGCUGGCAAAUGAGCUUACUGCUCCAUUCCCAUCAUUAACCGACAAGGCCAGAGUGAUCUUUACAUGGCUGCACCACAACAUCAAAUACGACGUAGUGGCCUUCUUUAAUAAUGCCGUGAAGCCUUCCACGCCAGCAAGUACGUUAGCCAGUGGAUUAGCAGUAUGUGAGGGCUAUGCUGCGCUGUUCGCGCUACUAGCCACAAAGGCAGGACUCGAAGCCAUCGUGGUAGGUGGCCAUGGCAAAGGAUACGGUCACACACCUCUUGCCCCUGGCCAACCUGUGCCACCGUAUGAUGCAGGCCAUGCCUGGAACGCAGUCAAGAUUGACGGGGGUCAGUGGAAGUUGAUCGACCCAUGUUGGGGAGCCGGAGCGGUUAAUGGCCACGGGCAGCCAUACAUUCAACGCUUCGAGCCGCACAUGUUCACCAUCUCGAACGAAGAAUUCGGUCUGAAACAUUACCCGGGCAACAAGGAUCACUUCUUCCGCAGCGAUGGACGACACAUCAGCUGGGAAGAAUAUAUCACCACGGACCCGGACGCACCAAACGGUGUUAAAUCCCUCCAAAUCUAUUCCGAUGCCGACAAGCAUAGUAUCGGUCGCAAGACCAUCUCCCCAGCUGGCAGCAAGAUCUCUAUCUACAGCAGCCAGGGCCCCAUGCGCUUCCAAUUCGGCCUCCUCUGCGAGCACUGGACACUUGCUCGACACAGUCGGCAAAAACCCGGCCUCUUCCUCCUGAUGAUCCACGGUGUAGACGGCCGCAAAGAAGACCGUCUCCCCUUCAUCCACGUCCCUGGGACUGGCCCCGGCGGAGGCGGCGACAUGUGGUAUGUCGAUGUGGCAGAGGCCCGUCAACUAGGUGCUCCGGGCCAGAAAGUACAGGUUGCGGUUCUGACGAAGCUUGGUGAGCGUCAUGAUUGUCGGGGUGUUACUGCGCAGGAGUAUCAGUCGCAGGUCGGUCGGGUGGGGAUGUCUUGGGCGUAUAUUGCGGACUGGACUUUGGAACGGUGA